AAUUAAAGCGCAUUAUGUUAGAUACAUAAAAUGGAGAUCACACAAUGUCUACCUCAGAAAUUCCACCUUAAGGUCCUGGUUAUAUUCUACAUCUUCCUCAGCUACUACUCUACAGAUGGUCAAUUAGAAAUCCGCAGUAUUGAGUCCCCUAUAGUGGCACUGCAGGGUCAAAAUACGACCCUCCCUUGUCUGUUCUAUGGCUAUGGGGCUUCACCUUUGGAUCUCUCUAAGGUUGCUGUGCGCUGGAAUCUGAGAACAUCAGAAGGAAAAGAAAAACAAGUAUAUUUGUUCAAUGGUGGACAUCGUAACCAAUACAGAAAUGGGUCAUAUAUACCAGACAAGGGACUUAUGGUAGGAGAUGGCAGCCUGUAUAUACCCAACAUUCAGUUCAGUGAUGACGGAGAAUACACUUGUACUGUGUUUGUCACUCCUGAGAAAGCAGAAAGUAAAGUCACUAUGGAGGUGUCAGCUAAGCCAACUUGUACAUUGAGUGACUCCAGACUAGAGAUGACUCCAGGCACUGAGAGAUCGGUUACAUGUUAUGUGAACGGCUUCUAUCCAAAACCUGUGGAAAUAUUUUGGGUGAAGUACAGUAAAGAUUUCACCAACAAUUCAGAAUUGGAUAGCCAGACCUGCACCAGUGAGAACCGUGAUGAAACGUACAAUGUGACAAGUUUACUGUCUGUGAGACCUAUGAGCACUGAUGAAAAUGGAGACGUUUAUUCCUGUAUAAUUAUUCACAGGUCACUGAAAGAUGCGGUUAAUCUUAAUAUUAGUUUAUCAGUCUUACCUAUUCCUGGGGACAAAAAUCCUAUAUCGAUUACAUGGAUUAUAGUUAUCGUGGUUUUAGCUUUUGCAAUCCUCGCACUAGUAUUGGCAUUUACAUUAUGCUACUGUCUUGUCAAAGUGAAACCAGAUGUUUCAGAGAUCAGUAAUGAAGACCUGAUUCACAUGAAAGAGAGUAUUCUAGAAUGUCAUAUAUCAGGCUUCAGACCAUGUAAUCUCAAUUUAGAAUUAUUCUGGAAGAAUGGCAAAGAAAAGAUUCCAAUAACUUCCUGGAGCUCUAAAAAACGAAGAGAGAGAUCACAGGAGAACGACAAUGAGGAGACUGAAAUUCUCCUGACGAAGUCCACAGACCCGGUCCUGGAAACUGUUAUAAAACUAUAUAAAUGGUGGUUCUUCAGAUGUGACUGUUCCAUACGUAUAACACCCCAGUUAAAAAUACACCGUGGAAAAAUACUCGCCCUAGAUGUUCACCAUCCUGCUCUGAAGGCACCAGUUCGCAAAAUGAAAGUACUAAAUGUGAUCUCUCCAGCCACAAUAGAACCAAUUGAGACCAAACAAGAAUCCUACAACAUUGGCGAAGAGUUGGAGCUGACAUGCAAAAUUCACUCAUUUUAUCCAAAAAGUAUACAAGUGUUUUGGUACAAAGACACUGAAGAAAUUUUACAACUAAACAACAAAGCUAAAAAAAAUGACGAUGGACUCUAUGAUGUUGUAAGUCGUGUGAAGAUCACUGUUACCAAGGAAGACUUUAUUAAAAUAUUUAGGUGUAAAGCGAAGCACCAAUGUAAUACCACAGAGGAUGUGAAAUGGAAAAUGGAAAAGAAGCAAGUCCAAGUGAGGUCAGCGAUGAAUGAUAGAUCCAAUGCAAGGCCACGUUACAAUGAAGGGGACAACAGAAGGAUCAUCACAUACAUAAGAAGAUAAAUAUGAAGUUAUGGAGACCAGUUUACAAGACAAACAAAUUCUAUUAAUAACUUCCAAUAUCCAUACACAACCUGGUGCUCAGGAGCAGUAGCUGCAUGGAAAACAUUAUACAGCAGUACUGAGUAGUCUAAGCUGUGAACCAAGCACAGGCAUGAGAUCUGAUGCUAUCAUGUAAACUCCUACAGUUUCAAUGUCUUUCUCUUGUUUCUUUCCCUCCUCACCCUAUUCCCCCCAUCCCCUUGGAACAGAGAAGAAACAAAACAGGAGGAUGGAGCCUUGUGUGAUAUCACCUAUGACCAGCAGUUUUAGACAGAAUUACUAAUUUGUGCAAAAAGUUGUUGAAACAACAGAUACAUUUGUAACUAAGAUAGGGUGUUUGUUCCUGACACUAUAAAAGUGCCAUAUGUUACUCAUAAAUAGGUUCUCCUACUAGGCUGAAAACAGACACCAUGUUUAAAAAAUAAAAAAAUGCCACAGCCAGAUGUUAUCUGGGAGUCAAAAGGAAAAUAUUCUUGGCUUUUUCAGAAUUUUUCCCCUUAAAGGGGUACUCCGGUGAAAACCUUUUUU
Messenger RNA from Hyla sarda, 2277 nucleotides. RefSeq lists its product as uncharacterized. The coding region runs from base 31 to 1710 and encodes 559 amino acids. Lineage: Eukaryota; Metazoa; Chordata; Amphibia; Anura; Hylidae. The record is from RefSeq and is a predicted model, not a curated record. The transcript has 7 exons.